UGCAGUCCUUUUUUAACUAUGAUCAGAACAACAAAAGAAGAUUUUGCGCAAGUGAUUCCAUCAGUAUCCAAAAUUAUAACUUGUCAUCAUAAAACGAUGAAGCGCUUUGAUAGCAUUCUAGAGGAUGCAGAUCUUAUUGAUUAUCAGGUUGAUCAAACCCGAUGUCGCUCUUUAAAUUCACUAGCCACCGGAACUAAAGGUGCUGCUGAACAACAGAGUGACACUAGUACUAUUUCCAUUAGUAUGCCGCCAACUCCUUCAUCGAAAGGAGUUGGCUUCAAUGAGAUUUAUUCUCAGACAUCAACGCCUCGAGGUAUUACCACCACACAGAAUAAUAAACGAAUAUCGUCUUAUUCUCAGACAUCAACACCUAGAAGUACCGUGUUUCCAGAGUCUCCGAAACUUCCCAGAAGUAAUACUAAUAAGCUAAAGGAUACAAGGUUUGAUUCUUUUAAAACAUGGUCUGGUAGACUGGAGAGACAAUUAUCAGCUUUGCGAGGAAAGGAACAAGAGCCUAUUUCUCAACCAAGUCCUCACAUAGAAACUAUUCCUGUUGAUCGAUAUUUUGAUGCCUUGGAAGGACCUGAAUUGGACACCUUAAGGGCUUCUGAGGAAAUCAUUCUUCCAGAAGACAGAAAAUGGCCAUUUCUUCUUCGUUUCCCUAUUUCAUCCUUCGGUAUCUGUCUAGGUGUUAGUAGUCAAGCUAUAAUGUGGAAGAACCUAGCCACUUCUGCUUCCACAAAUUUCUUGCACGUAAGCUUGAAAGCAAAUCUUUGCCUGUGGUGCAUAUCUGCUGCACUUGUGAUCAUUAUCUCUUUCGUCUACGCCCUGAAAUUCAUUUUCUACUUUGAAGCUGUUCGUCGAGAGUACUACCACCCUAUACGUGUCAACUUCUUUUUUGCUCCCUUUAUAUCACUUCUGUUCUUAGCACUCGGAGUUCCAUCAUCGAUCACUCAAAAUUUGCAUACAUCUUUAUGGUACAUUCUUAUGUUACCAAUCUUUUGUCUAGAGCUAAAACUCUAUGGACAAUGGAUGUCUGGAGGACAACGAAGACUCUCAAAGGUAGCGAAUCCCUCAAAUCAUCUGUCGAUUGUUGGGAAUUUCGUUGGUGCAUUGCUUGGUGCAUCUAUGGGACUAAAAGAAGGGCCAAUAUUCUUCUUUGCUGUUGGAUUGGCUCAUUACAUAGUCAUGUUUGUAACUCUCUAUCAGAGACUUCCAACAAAUGAUACACUGCCAAAGGAACUUCACCCUGUCUUCUUUCUGUUUGUUGCUGCACCUAGUGUUGCUUCUAUGGCAUGGACAACGAUCCAAGGGUCGUUUGAUCAUGGAUCUCGGAUUGCUUAUUUCAUCGCCUUGUUCCUCUAUUUUUCAUUGGCUGUUCGCAUUAACUUCUUCCGAGGCUUCAAGUUUUCAUUGGCUUGGUGGGCAUACACAUUCCCUAUGACAGGAGCUGCUAUUGCAACCAUCAAGUACUCACUUGUAGUUACCAACCUGGUGACAAAGUGCCUAGCUAUCAUACUCUGUGCUCUUUCUACACUCACUGUAACAGGAUUGCUUGUGACAACAAUCAUUCAUGCUUUUGUUUUGAGAGACCUAUUUCCAAAUGACAUUGCCAUUGCGAUCAGCAAACGACCAAAAACAACUCGGAAAUGGUAUCUUGGUAGCUCACAUAGCAAAGAUAUUGAUCAAUACCUUAAGUUUGUAGAAGCUAAAGAUAUUGAGGCUUCAAUCACACAUCCAAACUCAAGUAACUAGAAAUUGUUUAUAGCAUCUCUUCUAAAACUUUUAAGUCUUAAUCA
Molecule: messenger RNA, 1799 nt
Organism: Solanum stenotomum
Lineage: Eukaryota; Viridiplantae; Streptophyta; Magnoliopsida; Solanales; Solanaceae
Product: S-type anion channel SLAH2-like
Exons: 5
Coding region: 19-1755 (578 amino acids)
Biological process (GO): transmembrane transport; intracellular monoatomic ion homeostasis
Cellular component (GO): membrane
Molecular function (GO): voltage-gated monoatomic anion channel activity
Source: RefSeq, a predicted model, not a curated record